AUAUUAUUCUCAAAUGCGAAAAAGGAUGUUCACUGUGACUAAAGUUUGAUCAUCAUAAUCAGAGUUCCAUUUCCACCAUUGAAAACACACACACAAAACUCAAAAGGGAGAGAAGAAAGUAAGGUUCUUUCUCUCCCCUCUUUCAAAGCUAUCUCACUUUCUCUCUCUGAAAGUUCGUACACUUUCUCAGAAUCUUAUCGAAUUCAGGUUCAUGAGCUGAAGUGGGAACUGGGAUUUUAGAGUGCAAAUCAUAAAGUUUUCAGGAUUAGCCAAAGUACUGAAAGAUCCUCUUAGUUUCGUAUGAACGUAUCUGUGUAGCUUGGAACUUCUGAGUAUGACGAGUGGUCCUGUGAGACGAGUUUCACGUCAAGAUAUACAAUUGUUCCAGGUACAGAAUCUUAUUGAACGAUGUCUGCAGCUGUAUAUGAACCAAAAGGAAGUUGUAGAUACUCUAUUGGAUCAGGCAAAAAUAGAACCUGAUUUUACAUCACUAGUUUGGCAGAAGCUUGAAGAAGAGAAUCAGGAUUUUUUCAAGGCUUACUACUUGAGAUUGAUGCUGAAGCACCAAAUAUUGGAAUUUAACAGGUUGCUUCAGCAACAGGCCCAAUUGAUGCAUCAAAUGCACCCAAGUGGUGUUGCUCCGCUACCUACAUCUAAUGGUGCCCACAUUUCAUUGCACCAGAACUCAGCAUGCUAUCCCCAAGAGCAUAUAGGACCAGCUCUGAAGCCAGAAAACAUGCACCAUGCAGUUGGUUCUUGUUUGUCCAAUGCAUUUACCAAUGGUGGGUCUUCAGUGCACCAGGGUAUGCACAAUGCUGUGGAUAUGUCUGCUCAUGCUGGUAGGAUUGAUGCUCCACAAAACAUGAUCUCAACACAGAACUCUAACAUGGGACUGUUGCAAGGAAUAAAUGGUGGAAUGAUCAAAUCUGAAGUUGGCAGGAUGAUCAAAUCAGAAGGUGGUGGUGUCAUUAAGUCAGAAAUGGGAUACCCAAGCACUUCCCCAUAUAUGUUCGGUGCUGAUAACAAUGUCAUGGAAUCACGGCCAAAUAUUGGAGAUGCAUCUGUUGCUCCUUUCAGCACUGUAGAUCCUAACCCGCAAGCCCUGAAUGAUUCACUUCUUGAUGUAGACACUUCUUCGUAUGGAUUUUUAAGUCAAAUUCCUAGAAGUUUCAGUUUAUCAGAUCUGACGACUCAUUUUUCUCAAAGUUCAGAUAUACUGGAGAGUUAUUCUAGGUCACCUUACCUGGUACCAGAUGCUGAGGACUUCCUGGAUUCUCGUGAAAGAGAUAAUCAAGGAGACAAUAAAAGAUUGGACAAUCCCAAUUCCUUAUCUAAUAUCUCAUACCAUUUCUUACCCUUACAGGAGACAAUAAAAGGUUGGACACCAUAUCAGAAGGACUAAGUUAUGACGAUUUUGGGAGUGACUAGUUAAUAAAGUUACAGACUCUAAUUUGACAGUGGAAAUUGGGUGGGUGUACAUAAACACAUUAUGGAGUUUGGAUGUCUAAGCAUUAAACUAUUUUGAAGGUAAUGGUUGUUGACGUAGUGAUGAGAAUUGACAUUAGAAUGGUUCUAUGGAGAUGGAGAACAAAGGACAAGGCUUUUCCAAAGGUUUUUGUAACAAUGGACUACAUAGACUUUAUACUACCUGCUGUAUUUGAUAAUUGUGGCGUGUUAGUUAUUUGUAUCCACAACAAAUUUGGUCUUUUGUUGGAUGAUGAUGAUGAUAUUUUGUGCCAUAUUGUUUUUUUUUUUUUGAAUAAAAAGAAAAAAGAAAAAGGAAAAGUAACUUUCUUAGAGUGUUCACACAAAA
Messenger RNA from Cannabis sativa, 1813 nucleotides. RefSeq lists its product as uncharacterized. The record is from RefSeq and is a predicted model, not a curated record. NCBI's taxonomy places the organism in Eukaryota, Viridiplantae, Streptophyta, Magnoliopsida, Rosales, Cannabaceae. The transcript is spliced from 8 exons. Bases 335 to 1402 code for a protein of 355 amino acids.